CUGAACUCAGAGCAUGGGUGAGCCGAGGUCCAUGGACAAGAAGGUGGUCCUGAUCACGGGCUGCUCCUCGGGGAUCGGCCUCAGCCUGGCUGUCCGGCUGGCAUCUGACCCCGACAAAAAGUUCAAAGUCUACGCUACGAUGAGGAACUUGGGCAAGAAGGAGCGUCUUUUAGAGAGCGUGAAAGGCCUGCACAAGGACACUUUGGACAUCGUCCAAAUGGACGUGACCGACCAACAGUCCAUUCUAGAUGCGAGGGACAGGGUGGUGGAGAAGCGAGUGGACAUUCUGGUGUGUAAUGCUGGCGUGGGCCUGAUGGGGCCACUGGAGCUGCAGUCCCUGGAUUCAAUGAGGCAGAUUCUGGAGGUCAACCUCUUAGGCACCAUCCAGACCAUCCAGGCCUUCCUACCCGAGAUGAAGGCUCAGGGCCAAGGCCAUAUUCUCGUCACCGGCAGCACUGGAGGGCUUCACGGUCUCCCCUUUAAUGUGGUGUACUGUGCCAGUAAAUUUGCAAUAGAGGGAGCGUGUGAGAGUUUGGCUGUUCUCCUGCAACACUUCAACAUCCAUGUGAGUCUCAUCGAGUGCGGCCCAGUCAACACUGACUUCCUGGUCAACCUGCAGAGGGCGGAGCUUGGUGAUGCAUCUCUCCAGCAGGUGGAUACCCACACCGUCAGCUUGUAUGAAAAAUACCUGCAGCACUGUGGCUCUGUUUUCCAAAACGCAGCACAGGACACUGAGGACAUUGUAAAGGUUUUCCUAGAAGCCAUCCAGUCCCCCAGUCCUGCAUUCAGAUACUUCACCAGCGGCGUGGUUACGCCUCUUACUCAGCUGAAGAUCGCAGAGCCGGACGGCUCGCAGUGCAUCCGUGCUAUGAGCAAACUCAUUUUCACAGCCGAGGAAAACUAA
Messenger RNA from Solea senegalensis (Senegalese sole), 904 nucleotides. It is a transcript of the gene hsd17b1, whose product is annotated as hydroxysteroid (17-beta) dehydrogenase 1. NCBI's taxonomy places the organism in Eukaryota, Metazoa, Chordata, Actinopteri, Pleuronectiformes, Soleidae. Gene Ontology annotation, cellular component: cytoplasm. Gene Ontology annotation, molecular function: estradiol 17-beta-dehydrogenase [NAD(P)+] activity. The record is from RefSeq and is a predicted model, not a curated record. Gene Ontology annotation, biological process: estrogen biosynthetic process. The transcript is spliced from 6 exons. The coding region runs from base 14 to 904 and encodes 296 amino acids.